AUGUAUAGAGACAGAGGAGGCGGUGGAUCGAGGCCGGAGAUGGGUCAAGUCGAUCGAAAGCGUAUCAACGAUGCCCUUGAUAAGCACUUGGAGCGAUCCUCACCGUCUACUUCUAGGGCUUUGAACGGAAAGGAGAAGGAUCGCUUGUCUGCUCAAUCCACGUUAUCUGGUGGCAAGCCACCUCCUGAUUUGGCCGAAACCAAAGGCUCCGAUGAGGAAUCUGAAACAGACAGUGAGGAGUCAGAUGUGAGUGGUUCAGAGGGGGAUGAUACAUCUUGGAUUGCAUGGUUCUGUAAUCUGCGUGGGAAUGAGUUCUUUUGUGAAGUUGAUGAUGAUUACAUUCAGGAUGAUUUUAACCUAUGUGGGUUAAGCAGCCAAGUUCCUUAUUAUGAUUAUGCGCUCGAUUUGAUACUGGAUGUUGAAUCCUCUCAUGGGGAUACUUUUACAGAGGAACAGAAUGAAUUAGUAGAAUCAGCAGCGGAGAUGCUUUAUGGCCUAAUUCAUGUGCGAUACAUACUAACAAGCAAAGGAAUGGCUGCGAUGCUUGAGAAGUACAAGAAUGCUGAGUUUGGACGUUGCCCAAGAGUGUAUUGCAGCGGACAACCCUGCCUCCCCUUUGGUCAAUCAGACAUCCCUCGGCAAAGUACUGUGAAAAUUUACUGUCCCAAGUGUGAAGAUAUAUAUAGCCCUCGAUCCAGAUACCAAAACAACAUUGAUGGUGCCUAUUUUGGAAGCACGUUUCCUAACCUGUUCUUGAUGACUUAUGGGCACCUCAAGCCACAAAGGGUGUCUCAAAGUUAUGUUCCAAGAGUGUUUGGCUUCAAGAUCCACAAGCCAUGAUGCUGGAGUUCCUAGCUGCCAUUGGGCCACCUGAUUGUGGUGGUGGGAGUUCCUUUCAUCGACUUUAUGUUGGUGAUUCGUGUCCUGUUUUGGGAGGUAAUGAUCUGACGAUGCAGUUUUGAGUUCAUAGUUCCCCCAAGCUAUCAUAUACUACUAAGGUUCACCUUUCACAAAUAUGAUGUGAGAAAGGUACUUUACGUUACAUGCUAAACUAUUUCAUCUUUUAGUCUUAGGUGCCUUUUUUCUACCUUUCAGUUGUAUUUUGUUCUUUCUUCCUUGAUCAAUAUGUAUUUUAACUCUGGCCGUUUGGUUUAGUUUCUCAUUGUGGUCAGUGGCACUUUGAUUUAGCCAUUCAAA
Rhododendron vialii is the source of this 1197-nucleotide messenger RNA. RefSeq names its product putative casein kinase II subunit beta-4. The transcript is spliced from 5 exons. Bases 1 to 840 code for a protein of 279 amino acids. Gene Ontology annotation, molecular function: protein kinase regulator activity. Lineage: Eukaryota; Viridiplantae; Streptophyta; Magnoliopsida; Ericales; Ericaceae. Gene Ontology annotation, cellular component: protein kinase CK2 complex; cytoplasm. The record is from RefSeq and is a predicted model, not a curated record.